CAACAUAGUAAAAGUUACAUUCGUAUUCUAUGCUGCAUUGCAGCUGUCAGUUCCAGCAAAAUAGUUUUAGUUUUUUAGUAAAUAGUUAUAGUAACAAAAAUUUGAUUAACUUCCGUUGUCUUCAAAAUUCGAGGUGAAUGUUUUAUUUACCGUGAUAUUGACGCAGUCUGAAAAGAUGGCAAGAGGUCAACAAAAAGUACAAUCGCAACAGAAAGCCGCAGAGAAAGCAGCUAAGUUAAAAAAACAACAAGGGCACAGUGCCAAUGAUCAAAAAAAAGCUGCACAAAAAGCCUUAGUUCACGUUUGUGCUAUUUGUAAGGCACAAAUGCCCGACCCAAAGACCUACAAACAGCAUUUUGAAAAUAAGCAUCCUAAACUGGAAGUGCCUGAAGAGCUAAAGGACCUUUGAAAAUUCUUCAAAUAGCAGCAGUUUAAAAUUGCAUAUGACACUUAUUCAUUCCUCUGGAAUUAUUUGCUGUUAAUUUUUAUUCUUUUGGUGAUUUCCUAUGUUUUUACAAUAAAUGAAAAAAAUACUACACAA
Cylas formicarius (sweet potato weevil) is the source of this 541-nucleotide messenger RNA. Its product is annotated as zinc finger protein 706-like. The record is from RefSeq and is a predicted model, not a curated record. Lineage: Eukaryota; Metazoa; Arthropoda; Insecta; Coleoptera; Brentidae. The transcript is spliced from 3 exons. Bases 176 to 409 code for a protein of 77 amino acids.